AUUGAAUUAGUAUAGUAGACAGAUAUUAAUAUAUCCCUAUAAUAUAUACCAAUAUAAGAAUGUCUAGAGAAGAUCCUAUUAAAGCCGAGAAAGAUUUCUCUGCCACAUUAGAUGAACAAUUCCCCCUCAUUGAGAAAUUGCCCGACUAUAAAUCAGCCAUUGAUAAAUAUUUAGUACUUGAGAAACAAACUCGACAAUCAUCAGAUUUAGCUUCAUCAAAAAGAGUACUUAUUAGAAUAGUUGAAACAUUAGUUAAGAGUGAAGAUUGGGAUUAUUUAAAUGAAUUAAUUGUGUUAUUAUCUAAAAAGCAUGGACAAUUAAAAUCUUCAAUUCAAGUAUUAGUUAAAACAGUAAUUGAUAAUUUAGGUGCAUUAAAUGAAAGUCAUAAACGAGAAUUAGAUUUAAAAAUUAAAUUAAUUGAAACUAUUAGAACUGUUACUGAUAAAAAAAUCUUUGUAGAAGUUGAAAGAGCCAUUGUAUCAAAGAAUUUAGCUGAAAUUUAUCUUGAAAAAUUUAAUGAUUUAGAUAAAGCAGUUGAAAUAUUAUGUGAUUUACAAGUUGAAACUUAUUCAUUAAUGCCAUUUAGUGAUAAAAUUGAAUAUAUUUUACAACAAAUUGAAUUAACUUUAAAGAAGGGAGAUUAUAAUCAAGCUAAAAUUUUAAGUCGUAAAAUUCUAUUGAAAUCAUUAAAAAAUUUUGAUCAAGCUGAUAAAUUUAAAUCAAUUUAUUUGAAAUAUUUAAUAGAAAUUAAUGUAUUUGAACAUGAUUAUAUUUCAAUUGUUAAAAAUUCUUUAUUAUUAAUUGAUAUUCCUUUAAUUAAAGAUGAUGAAAUUCAAUUAAAAGAUUAUUUAAUUUCAAUUAUUUAUUAUAUCAUUUUAUCACCUUAUGAUCCUCAUCAAAAUGAUUUAAUUAAUAAAAUUAAAUUAAAUCCAAUCUUUUCUAAGAAAGUCGAUAAUAAAAUUUAUAAAUUAUUAGAAAUUUUUACUACUAAUGAAUUAAUUCAUUGGUCAAAUAUUGAAUCACUUUAUAAACCAGAUUUUCAAUCUUCAUCAAUUUUUAAAUCAGAAGUUAACUUUAAGAAUUUACAAAAGAGAAUAAUUGAACAUAAUUUAAGAAUUAUUAAUAAAUAUUAUCAAUUUAUUAAAUUAGAUAGAUUACUGUAUUUAUUACAAUUAAGUUCUGAUGAAGCUGAAUUAUAUGUUAGUGAACUUGUUAAUUCAGGAAUGAUUUCAGCAAAGAUUAAUAGACCACAAGGAAUAGUUAAAUUUGAAAAAAAUAAAGUUACAACUACUAAGAAAGAAGAAGAAACUUCAAGUAAAUCAAAUAAAUCAUCUAAUAGUGAAAUUAAUGAAUUAUUAAAUGAAUGGUGCUACGAUAUUGAUAAAUUAUUAGAAGAAGUUGAUAGCAUUGGACAUUUGAUAAAUAAAGAAGAAAUGAUGUAUGGUAUUAAACAAAAAGUGUAAAAUACCUCCCAUAAACUAUAUAGAAAUAUGCUAAAAACAUAUUAAUUAUAUAGAUACAAAGAAAGAUUAAAAAU
Scheffersomyces amazonensis is the source of this 1537-nucleotide messenger RNA. RefSeq names its product proteasome regulatory particle lid subunit (gene RPN5). Bases 60 to 1463 code for a protein of 467 amino acids. The transcript has a single exon. Gene Ontology annotation, cellular component: cytoplasm; proteasome regulatory particle, lid subcomplex. The record is from RefSeq and is a predicted model, not a curated record. NCBI's taxonomy places the organism in Eukaryota, Fungi, Ascomycota, Pichiomycetes, Serinales, Debaryomycetaceae.